AUGAGGGACUACGGUUUAGUAAUGAAGCGAACUGGGGCUGGGGCCGAGGUUUGGGACUGGCGCUGGGGCUGGUUCACCAUUGCUGAGGGUAGGCCUUUAAACAUGGCCACGUUCCGCUGAUGAGAUGGUUCAACACAACAUUUAGGAUAAAUAUUUGAAUGUACGUAUUUAGUCAAAUUCAAAUGCUUUUUAUUUCUUCUUUUAUUCUGUUGACAUUAGUGUAAUAUUGAGAUGAGUCACAGUAGGAAAUUUAAGAAUCGUGUUUUAAAGCAUUUCACCAGAUAGUGUUUCAGCAGCAUCUGUUGAUGCCUGAUAAGAUCAGACUGAUGGUGGGACAGUAAUAGAGAGUACUCAGACACUGACUGGGUGUUAUUGUAAGAUCAUUUAUUAUACGAUAAGAUCAUUUUAUCCAACAAGCAUGAAUCAUGUCUGAUAAUCUUUGUCAUGAGUCCUUUGUUGUUGUUUUUGCACCAGGUCAUUGAGUACGCUCUCAUCUCUCUCUUCCUCCUCCUCCUCUCUCUUCCUCCUCCUCCUCUCUCUCUUCCUCCUCCUCCUCUCGCUCUUCCUCCUCCUCCUCCUCAUCUCUCCUCAUCUCUCCUCCUCCUCAUCUUUCUUCCUCCUCCUCUCUCUUCCUCCUCCUCUCUCUUCCUCCUCCUCCUCUCUCUUCCUCCUCCUCCUCUUCUCUCUCUUCCUCCUCCUCCUCUUCUCUCUCUUCCUCCUACUCCUCCUCUCUCUUCCUCCUCCUCAUCUCCCUCUUCCUCCUCCUCUCUCUCUUCCUCCUCCUCCUCUCUCUCUUCCUCAUCUCUCUCUUCCUCCUCCUCAUCUCUCUCUUCCUCCUCCUCAUCUCUCUCUUCUCCUCCUCAUCUCUCUCUUCCUCCUCCUCAUCUCUCUCUUCCUCAUCUCUCUCUUCCUCCUCAUACCUCUCCUCCUCCUCUCUCUCUUCCUCAUCCUCAUCUCUCUCUUCCUCCUCCUCAACUCUCUUCCUCCUCUCUCUCUUCCUCCUCAUUUCUCUCCUCCUCCUCCUCUCUCUCUUCCUCCUCCUCCUCUCUGUCUUCCUCCUCUCCUUCCAGAUCCUCUGGUGAGUCGUUACCAUGUCCAGUGGAUGCCUGAGUACUGCAUCCACAACGAGACCAGAGGACCAGAGAAGUCAGUCACACAGGUCCGUCUCAUACCCCAAAUCAUCCUUCUAUCAAAGUACGGUCAUUGCUCCAAGUGUGUGUGGCUGUGUCUGGUUCAAAACAUGAAGCAGAUUAAAUUUAUUUAGGAAAGUAGCCCUAGUGUCGGAAACAAACAUCAUGUUGUCAUCCAGAGUCAUGUUUAUUUAUUUUCCAAGCUAUAGCACACUAUUUGACAUACAGUAGGUUUUUAAAGGACCAAAGAGUUUGGUCUGCUUUGUGUUUUCAUUUUUGUCAAGGAAAGAAUAUUGCGAUGCUGGUAUUGUCACAGCCCUACAACUCAGUGGUAUGCAAAGUGCCCGCCAGCUUUUUGUCUGGUAUUAAGAAAAUACAUCUCGUGUAAAGAAAAGGGCCCCACUCAGCGCCUCAUUCCUGCUGUGUAGCUUUGCAGCGGGUAAAUCAGUGACUGUUGUUUUGAUUAUGACUCAGUCGGUGUGGUCAAAUGUGGUGCGCUGCCCAAUAAAACACAUUUACUAAAACAAUGUUUUCCAGAAUGGGGGACCAUGCACCCCCAGCAUGAGCACAUUGGGUGCAGGGGCUGUGUGUGUGUGAGCUUUUUUCUCUCUCUGUGUGGGUCCGUGUGUGUGUGGGUCCGUGUGUGUGUGUGGGUCCGUGUGUGCGAGUUUGGUGGGGGUUGGGUGUGGCACUGAUUGAACUCGGCGCUGUUCCAGAAUGGCAUAGGCCUGGCAAUUAACACAUUCUUCAGGGAGCCCUUCUCUGGUUGCUAGGAAAUACACAUCCUUUUUGUAUAGAUCGCUGGGAAGGAUUCCAGCACGGCGCUUGUACUUGUCUCUUGUGUGUGAACAUGGCGCCUUGGUUGGUUUUUAAUCAGGGCUGUUGCAUAUCAGAGAGAACACACUCACCCUCUGAGUUCACGACUAUUAGUGUAGAAUGUCAUUAUUACAAAUGCAAUAUUUAAUUCCAGUAAGCUACUAAGAGAGGCACAUCCGAUGCUUAAAAGGGGUCUCUUUGCUGUUAUACAGAUUAAAACCAUCCAUUUUCGGUGGAUUGACAAUGGAACCCUGUUUAAAGUAUGCUCCUUUUUAAAUGAAGCCAUACAGAGUUGGCUACAAUUCAAAUGCUAUCCUCCAGAAAAGGCAGAACAGUUAUUACAGCAAAUAAUAUGGCUAAACUUCAAUGUACUGAUUGAGGGUGAACCAAUGUUUUUGAAGAGAAUGUAUAGUAUAAGGUAUCAUGUUUAUGAUGUACAUUGUAAUCAAUUAUGUUAAAAUUGUCAUACAAGCAAUUAAUCAAGGUGUAUGGAGAUGUAUGCUCAAUACAAAAUUAUAACCAACUCAUCGCAGCUCUGCCACAAAAAUGGAAGAGGCAAUUACUUAAAAGAGAAAAGAGUUUGUCUGCCACCAAUUAAAAAUCAUAAAUGGUUUAAAAUGACCAAUAUAAAUUGUAAAAUGUGUCAGUUUCAUUUACAGUCAAGAGGGUUAACAACUAUGCCGCAUAAAAUUCAAGAUAGUUGGGAACAGAUUUACGAUGUCCCAAUACCAUGGCAUCGGGUUUAUGAACUGAUAUACAAAACAACAAUUGACGCAUGAAUCCUUUAUUUUCAAUUUAAGCUAUUAUAUAACAUUCUCACUAUAAAAAUAAUGCUCUGUAUAUGUGGCAUUGAACAGUCAGCCUUGUGCAGGCUCUGCCACGCGGAAACAGAAUCAAUAGAAGAUCUCUUUUGGUACUGUCCAUCGUGGCUUGUUUUUGGAGUCAGGUCCAGGAAUGGUUGUUAUGCCAUAAUAUCAGGGUGCGGUUGGACCACAGUCAGUCAAUAGGAAAUAUCAUUGUGCUCUUGGAUAAAAUGUUUAUUUAUGGGGAAAUUUAGACAGAAAUGUUGCAGAUGGGGAGGUUCAAGUCCCUAGUGAGACACCAUGGUAGAAUGAAGGGAUGUAUUUCAUGAGGAAAAGGUAGAAUGAUAAUAAUAAUAAUAAUAAUAUGCCAUUUAGCAGACGCUUUUAUCCAAAGCGAUUUACAGUCAUGCGUGCAUACAUUUUUACGUAUGGGUGGUCCCGGGGAUCGAACCCACUAACCUGGCGUUACAAGCGCCAUGCUCUACCAAUUGAGCUACAGAGGACCAUGCACUGUCAACUGUGGGAUCUGUGGCUGUCUACCGAGAAAAAUGGGUUGAUCUGUGGCUGUCUUAAGGUUGGAAUUAAUGAGUGUGGGAAUAAAUACAUAGAGUGCCUUCGGCAAGUAUUCAGACCCCUUGACUUUUUCCACAUUGUGUUACGCCACAGCCUUAUUCUAAAAUGGAUUUUUUUUUAAAGAAUCCUCAGCAAUCUACACACAAUACCCCAUAAUGACAAAAUGAUAACAGGCUUUUAGAAAUUUUGCAAAUGUAUUAAAAAUAAAAAACAGAAAUACAUUAUUUAUAUAAGUAUUCAGACCCUUUGCAUCCCGUUUCCAUUGAUCAUCCUUGAUGUUUCUACAACUUGAUUGGAGUCCAACUGUUGUAAAUUAAAUUGAUUUGACAUGAUUUGGAAAGGCACACCUGUCUAUAUAAGAUCCCACAGUUGACAGUGCAUGUCAGAGCAAAAACCAAACCUUGAUGUCGAAGGAAUUGUCUGUAGAGCUCAGAGACAGGAUUGUGUCGAGGCACAGAUCUGAGGAAGGGUACCAAAACAUUUCUGCAGCAUUGAAGGUCCCAAAGAACACAGUGACCUCCAUCAUUCUUAAAUGGAAGAAGUUUGGAACCACCAAGACUCUUCCUAGAGCUGGCCGCCCGGCCAAACUGAACAAUCGGGACAGAAGGGCCUUGGUCAGGGAGGUGACCAAGAAUCCGAUAGUCAGUCUGACAGAGCUCUAGAGUUCUUCUGUGGAGAUGGGAGAACCUUCCAGAAGGACAGCCAUCUCUGCAGCACUCCACCAAUUAGGCCUUUAUGGUAGAGUGGCCAGACGGAAGCCACUCCACAGUAAAAGGCACAUGACAGCCCGCUUGGAGUUUGCCAAAAGGCACCUAAAGACUCUCUCAGACCAUGGGAAACAAGAUUCUCUGGUCUGAUGAAACUAAGAUUUAACUUUUUUGCCUCUCCCUCGUCCUCCAUUUGGCAAAUCUGACCAUAGUACUAUCCUCCUGAUUCCUGCUUACAAGCAAAAACUGAAGCAGGAAGUACCAGUCACUCGCUCAAUAUGAAAGUGGUCAGAUGACAUGGAUGCUAUGCUACAGGACUGUUUUGCUAGCACAGACUGGAAUAAGUUCCGGGAUUCAUCCAAUGGCAUUGAGGAGCAUACCACCUCAGUCACCGGCUUCAUCAAUAAGUGCAUCGACGACGUCGUCCCCACAGUGACCGUACGUACAUAUCCCAACCAGAAGCCAUGGAUUACAGGCAACAUCCACACCGAGCUAAAGGCUAGAGCUGCCGCUUUCAAUCAGUGGGACACUAAUCAGGAGGCUUAUAAGAAAUCCCACUAUGCCCUCAGACUAACCAUCAAACAGGCAAAGCGUCAAUACAGGACUAAGAUUGAAUCCUACUGCACCGGCUCUGACGCUUUUCGGAUGUGGCAGGGCUUGCAAACUAUUACAGACUACAAAGGGAACGAGCCUACCAGACGAGCUAAAUGCCUUUUUAUGCUCGCUUCGAGGCAAGCAACACUGAAGCACGCAUGAGAUCACCAGCUGUUUUGGACGACUGUGUGAUCACGCUCUCCUUAGCCGAUGUGAACAAGACCUUUAAACAGGUCAACAUUCACAAGGCCGCAGGGCCAGACGAAAUACCAGAACGUUUACUCAGAACAUGCGCGGACCAACUGGCAAGUGUCUUCACUGACAUUUUCAACCUCUCCCUGACCGAGUCUGUAAUACCUACAUGUUUCAAGCAGACCACCAUAGUCCUUGUGUCCAAGAAAGCAAUGGUAACCUGCCUAAAUGACUACCGCCCCGUAGCACUCAUGUCGGUAGCCAUGAAGUGCUUUGAAAGGCUGGUCAUGGCUCACAUCAACACCAUCAUCCCGGAAACCCUAGACCCACUCCAAUUCACAUACCGCCCCAACAGAUCCACAGAUGACGCAAUCCUAAUCGCACUGCACACUGCCCUUUCCCACCAGGACAAAAGGAACACCUAUGUGAGAAUGCUGUUCAUUGACUACAGCUCAGUGUUCAACACCAUAGUGCCCACAAAGCUCAUCACUAAGCUAAGGACUCUGGGACUAAACACCUCCCUCUGCAACUGGAUCCUGGACUUCCUGACCGGCCGCCCCCAGGUGGUAAGGGUAGGCAACAACAUCUGUCACGCUGAUCUUCAACACGGGGGCCCCUCAGGGGUGCGUGGUUAGUCUCCUCCUGAGACCCUGUUCACCCAUGACUGUGUGGCCAAGCACAACUCCCAACACCAUCAUUAAGUUUGCUGACGACACAACAGUGGUAGGCCUGAUAACCGACAACAAUGAGACAGCCUAUAGAGAGGAGGUCAGAGACCUGGCAGGGUGGUGCCAGGUCAACAACCUCUCCCUCAACGUGAGCAAGAAAAAGGAGAUGAUCGUGGACUACAGGAAAAGCAGGGCCGAACACGCCCCCAUUCACACCGACGGGGCUGUAGUGGAGCGGGUCAAGAGUUUCAAGUUCCUUAGUGUCCACAUCACCAACAAACUAUCAUGGUCCAAACACACCAAGACAGUCAUGAAGAGGGCACGACAAAACCUUUUCCCCCUCAGGAGACUGAAAAGAUUUGGCAUGGGUCCUCAGAUCCUCAAAAAGUUAUACAGCUGCACCAUCGAGAGUAUCCUGACUGGUUGGAUCACCACCUGGUAUGGCAACUGCUCGGCAUCCGACAGUAAGGCGCUGCAGAAGGUAGUGCGUACAGCCCAGUACAUCACUGGGGCCAAGCUUCCUGCUAUCCAGGCCCAAAAAAUGUUUAACGAUUCCAGUCACCCAAGUCAUAGACUGUUCUCUUUGCUACUGCAUGGCAAUCGGUAAUGGUGUGCCAAGUCUAGGUCCAAAAGGCUCCUUAACAGCUUCUACCCCCAAGCCAUAAGACUGCUGAACAAUUAAUUAAACGGCCACCCGGACUAUUUACAUUGACACACUGCUGCUACUCGCUGUUAUUAUCAAUGCAUAGUUACUUUACCCCUACCUACAUGUACAAAUUACCUCGACUAACCUGUACACCCGCACAUUGACUCGGUACCGGUACUCCUUGAUAAAGCCUCUGUAUUGUUAUUUUAUUGUGUUACUUUUUUAUUGUAUAUAUAUAUAAAACAAAUUUUUUGUAAAUAUUUUCUUAACCCUAUUUCUUGAACUGCAUUGUUGGUUAAGGGCCUUUAAGUAAGCAUUUCACUGUAAGGUCUACACCUGUUGUAUUCGGCGCAUGUGACAAAUAAAAUUAGAUUUUCUUUGAAUGCCAAGCAUCACGUCUGGAGGAAACCAGGCACCAUCCGUACGGUGAAGCAUGGUGGUGGCAGCAUCAUGCUGUGGGGAUGUUUUUCAGCGGCAGGGACUGGGAGACUAGUCAGGAUCAAGGCAAAGAUGAACGGAGCAAAGUACAGAGAGAUCCUUGAUGAAAACCUGCUCCAGAUUACUCAGACUGGGGUGAAGGUUGACUAUCCAACAGGACAACGACCCUAAGCACACAGCCAAGACAACGCAGGAGUGGCUUCGGGACAAGUCUCUGAAUGUCCUUGAGAGGCCCAGUCAGAGCCCAGACAUGAACCCGAUUGAACAUCUCUGGAGAGACCUGAAAAUAGCUGUGCAGCUACGCUCCCCAUCCAACCUGACGGAGCUUGAGAAGAUCUGCAGAGAAGAAUGGGAGAAACUACCCAAAUACAAGUGUGCCAAGCUUGUAGCGUCAUACCCAAGAAGAACCGAGGCUGUAAUCGCUGCCAAAUGUGCUUCAACUAAGUACUGAGUAAAGGGUCUGAAUACUUAUGUUAAUGUUAUAUUUCAUUUUAUUUUUUAUUAGCAAAAUUGUAUAAAAAACAGUUUUUGCUUUGUCAUUAUGGGGUAUUGUGUGUAGAUUGUUGAGGGGAAAAAACGAUUUAAUCCAUUUUAGAAUAAGGCUGUAACCUAACAAAAUGUGGAAAAAGUCAAGUGGUCAGAAUACUUUCCGAAGGCACUGUACACACGCCCAGUAUAAUGUUUGAGGUCCUCCAAUCAGGGGUGAGGGUGGGGAUGUGAUUAUUGUAUGUUUUGCAUUUAGUUAUUUAUGUUUUCUGUUUUGCUUUCACGCAGUGAGCGGUGGGUGUGCUGGUCCUGGUGGUUAUGGGUACGCUCGCUUCUAUGCCCGCCUGGGCGUUGGGUGGGGCUUGGUCCUUCCCGCCCUUGGAAUAUUCCUUUGGGCCGGGGCGAGGGCUUCGCCCUGCCGGUGUUUUGGGAUGGGUGGGGGCAAGCGCACCCAAUGAACAGACUGAUGGGAGCGGCAAUUCGUAUUAUUUUGUAUUAUAUUUUAUUGUUGUUGUUUUUAAUAAAAAGAUCAGCAACUCAGCAGGAAAUCUUCAUGUUUCCUGGAAAAAGAGGGAGGCUAUUAAUGUCUGAAACAAGGCUGUGGCAUUAGAAUGCAGAAAAUAAUUCAUGAACAUUGAAUGUACAUGUCAUUUUCAUUUCAAAUUACCUCGAAAUGCACUUGGGUCCCCUCGUCUUUAUCAAAUACCCCCUUUUAUAUUUGUGUUACACUUGGAACCCAUAAAAAUAAUAUAAUCAGUUUGCGUUGUAGUUUGAAUGGAGGACUAGUGGGUUAACCAUUAAAAUGUGACUGUUCAAAGUGGUUCAGUAAUGUGGGCCAUGUUCCAGGGCAUAGGGAGGGAACCUGAUCCUCUCUUGGCUCCAUGUAUUUAAUUAUCUGUGGUGGUUCCCCGGGACGUGACCUGGGCGACAUCAUGUCAGGGCUCUGAACGUUUAAUGUGUCUCUUGGCUCAGGAGAACUACAUCAACCUCCCGGGCCUGCUCUUCUCCUGCAAGUACAAAGUCACUGUUCACAUGCUCAAGUCCAAGAGGCGCACCAAGGAUGAGAGCACCACCUUCCUCACCCCAUCCUGCGCCACCAUCAAGAGCAAGAGCCACAAACACAUCCCCUGUCCCGGGGAGGGAGGUGAGUCAGCUGCUCAGUACAACCAGGUCAUAUUAUGGUCCUACUCUUAUUGUCAUGUUGCAUUAUGUGCCAGACUCCUAAGUUCUCCACACGGUUGUUGAAAGAUGCUUCUUCUUCUCAUGUUAUAGUAGAUUUUUGCUUUAUUUAUUUACUGUGACUAAUUUCUUCCCACCAUAGCCUAUACAGUUGAUAUUGUGCCAAGAACACAUGUCCAUCAAACAAGUAUUUUUCAACAUAGUUAUUCCGAACUCUCUCAGCAGCCCCACUUCCCAAAGUGUUGGCUAAGCCGGAGAAUCUGACGGCAUCCUUCUCCAUCCACGAGGGAAACAUCACUGGCAACUUUCUGUGGCGGGUGUCACAGGUCCUGGCCCAUCAACGAAUCACAGGCUUCCAGGUCACCUGGGCCGAGGUCACCACUGAGAGCCGACAAAACAGCCUGCCCAACAGCCUCAUCUCCCAGUCCCAGAUCCUGCCUCCAGUGAGUCUAUUCAACUCCGUUAUAUUCAAAUAACUAUUAUUCCUGUAACGGAAAUUCUUCUUUGGAAAGGUACAUGCACUCACUCACUUUUUAGAAUUGUUUAUACCAGGAUGUGACUAUUGUAAUGUAUUUGCUUUUGCUGUAGGACACAAAAGCUUAGCAAGGAUUUGAAAUAAAAUAUUAUCAAGAAUAUAUUGUACUUUUCCCAGGGAUACUGCCCUCUGUGUGCUGAAAGAAUAAGUGCUAUCUUCAGCAUUUCAUUAUACAAUGCCUGCCAGGAGUGGAGGUAAUUUAAGGAUACACUGCAUUGCCCUCUUUACAUGAAGAACUAGAUAAGCAGUGGUGUGCACUCACAGAGAGAGAGAUCUGAGGGAGGGGUGCUGAGUCCCGUUAGAAGUUCUCCUCCUCCCGUGUUUCAUCUACCUUCCCUGCUUCCUCUUUCAUCCUGUAUGAGCGCGCUGCAAAACCCACUGUUUUACAUAAUCUACUCGAUCAACAACACGUUCCGCCUGUCUGCGCCACCCAGUGAGCCGCUCGCAGCUCUAAAAAUAAAAACACCCAUCACUACACUCAGUUUAUCAGGCAGGGAAAGAGAGAAAACAGGAUAAAUAUUUAUUUGCCUCUGUGGCUGAAUAGAGAGCAGAUGGUGGAUGGGAUAUAGCCCACGUUUACUCAACAGCUAAUUCAACAUGUUAACUACAGAACGGACAAAAACUCUAGACUUCUAUGUGAAAAAAGUUAUACGGGGACCAGAAAGUGAUACUACCCGAAGUCCAACCAAGAUGAAUGCUUUAAACAACAGUCAACUGUAUAUGAGAAAGGUAUUCAGCCAGUCUUGGAGGACAAAUAGAAGUUGAUACAACAUUACUGUUCAAUUCCAUUACAAUUGUAGAAAAGGUUUCACGAAAGAAAAUGGAAACUGAUAGAAAAUGUCAUUAGUAUGAGUUCUUGACAACAACAACAAAAAAUCGAUCAACUUCGAUUUAUCCUUGGAGGUGUCUGAAUACCUCUUAUAUACCGGAUGUUAUAUCAAAUAAUGUUUUCUACAGUACUACCAAAGAUGGUUAAUGGUCUUCUCUUGUGCUGUUAACCCUUUCAGGACCAUAAUCUGCUGGUGGUGUCCAACCUGCGGCCAGCCACGUACUACAGACUGGAGGUCCAGGUGAUAACGUCAGGAGGGGAGGGUCCUGCCACCAUCAAGACCUUCCAGACCCCCAGUGUGCAACCAGUCCUGCAACACCGUAAGUACCAACUCACUGACCACUGACUACAACUGCUGCUCUCCUCUAGGCAGCCACAUGACUGUGUCCAACUAGAUUUAAACAGAGAUACCAUAGCUCAUUUGAGAAAAUCUGUGACUCUUCAGUGCCAUCUUCUGAGGUCAUCAAUGACGAGUAUAUUUCUUGCAUGACCAUAGAUGACUCUAUUUGGAUAAUUAUUCUGUAGUACCAUUAGGAACUGAUAUUGACAUGUAUUUUGUGUGUUGUAGGACCCAGACUCAGGCAGCACCAUCCACACCAUCAGAAGCCCUCAGCAGAGAGACAUUGAGACCCCUGACCCAUCAGACCCAGUGGGACAGGAACCAAUGUCUCUCAGCACCUUCACCCAGGCAGGGAAUACAGUGUGGAACCAAACAGCAACACAGCAAACACAGCAGACCAUGAACUCUGACCCCAACCUAUGUGAUAUGGGUUCACCUUCAGGCUGCACAGCAUAUGCUUUCCCCUCAGUCCUUUCUGAUUCCAUCCACUGACUGGGCACUCUGCACCAUACAGUCAGAUACAUACUGAUAUGUAGGACUCCCAUUAUUUGUGGGGCAGUAAGACUAAGUUGGUUAAGGAGUUAAGGAAUUCUCAAACUGUUUUGGUCCAAAAGAAACAAUAACAAAACAGUAUAUUAUCAAUUCCAAUUGUAUAUCUUUGUAUAUCUAGAACACAAAGGUUGUUAGAUUAUAAAAGGACAAGAAAAAGUAAUUCACAUUUUGUUUUAAGAUCAUGGUAACUAAACUGAAGACACGUUAAUAACAGUGGAGAAAACGCCAUACAAUUGUAAAACACAAUCAUGUAUUCAUUGAGAAAGGAGCGUUGGAGUUCACCUAUUUAUUUUGUUUUACCAAGUAAAAAGAUGGCGCUUAGGCAUACCGUAUGUACUGAUGAAUAAUGUAACUAAAACCAGUGUAGUUUAACCCAGAAUAUUUAUCAUAGUAUGUUCCAUGUAGAAGUACAUUUGAAUUUAAACUGUAAAUAAAUUACUAGCUUCAAAUUGAAUGCUUGUAAUGGUUUUGCAUGUCAAACAUUAGUGUUCUGUAGGCAUGAAUAUGUCUGUGUUACCUCUUUUGAAUAUGUUAGCAAUGUUUCAUUAACAGAUUAACAGAGAAUUAUAUGUGGAAUAAUAUGUCAUGUUUAUUAAUGAAAUUAUAACUUUGUGUGGAAAUUAUGGAAUUUUAUGUUCUUGGCUGUAGAAAUAUUUGUUGUGGAACAGUCAGUGAAUGUCUAUUUAUUUAUGUGUGUAUUACAAAGUUGGAUUUAUGUGUGUGUUGUGUUUUAGUCUAGUAUUUUUGAACCGGCAAAACAUCUUGUAAAGACAUUUUGUAAAAAUGGAAUUGUAAAUAUAGUCUCAUGUUACAUGUUAUUUUUCCAUGGUAGAAACUGUACAAACUGGUAAGUAAUAAAAUAAUCCUUAACCUA
This is a messenger RNA of Coregonus sp. 'balchen', 11362 nucleotides long. Lineage: Eukaryota; Metazoa; Chordata; Actinopteri; Salmoniformes; Salmonidae. The record is from the annotation of a GenBank genome assembly.